GAUGAUCUUGAACUCUACACUCCCACUGAUGCACAGGCUCGAGUUGAAGUACGCGAACUAGACUCUCUCUUUCACAUCAAUGACUCAGAUCCCUUUUACGCAACUCGAAGGUAUGAUAUUAAACGAGCUGGUUACAUUAUCAUUACUCAUCGUGACGAAGACGAAGAUGUGCUGAAUCCCUUAGUCAUGCAAGCAGCCAUGCAGCUGUGGAGUGUCAUCCAGUCGCUGACAGUUGAAGACCAGAACGAUCGUCGUAUUAACUACCCAGGAAUUUGUGUGAAGUUUCCUAUUCCACCCGAGUUUGUUCGCACGUUGCACACGUUCUUCAGCCCGAACAUGACCACGUGA
Messenger RNA from Cooperia oncophora, 348 nucleotides. The record is from the annotation of a GenBank genome assembly. Lineage: Eukaryota; Metazoa; Nematoda; Chromadorea; Rhabditida; Trichostrongylidae.